GCGAAACCAUGACCACAUUCCUCUGCCACCCCCUUCUUCAGUUCUUCUACACCCCUUUACGAAAACCCAUUAAACCACGACUCAUCUCUCUCUAGAAAAAUUGGGGCUUUUUCUCUCUCUAACAUCGUCAUGAAAGAAGGAGAAGAAGCUGAGAUUGAGCGGCUCCCGAUGGACCUGCUUGCUCACAUAUUCGUAUUCAUCACCUGUUUCAAGGAUUUAGCUCAGACGAGUAGUGUGUGUAAAAAGUGGAGGGAAGGUGUGAAGCAAUCGAUGGGGAGAAGAGAGAAAUUGAGUUUUGCGGGUUGGAAAAUGGACGAUGAGUCGACUUGUCGUCUCGUUCGUUAUGCUUAUGGUCUCAAGGAGCUUGAUAUUUCAAAAAGCCGCUGGGGUUGCCAAAUUACAGAUAACGGACUGUACCAAUUAUCCACUGCAAAAUGCAUCGUCAACCUGUCCUCGAUAUCUUUAUGGGGUAUGACGGGGAUCACUGACAAAGGCGUCAUUCAACUGAUUUCAAGGGCCAAUUCUUUGCAACACCUAAACAUUGGGGGUACUUUCAUUACAGACGAGUCUGUGUUCGCGAUUGCUGCCAGCUGCCCGCAUUUGAAGAGCGUGGUAUUGUGGGGAUGUCGUCAUGUAACUGAAAACGGACUUGUAGUUCUGGUAAACAAGUGUCCUAAACUGAUGACGAUAAACGUAUGGGGGAUGAGAGUACCUUUUGACUUUUUCUUGACCCUGUUGACCAUUCGUCCAGCUCUUCAGAUCGUACCCCAAUCGAUCCUCAAUAUGGAAACCAUACCUCUAUUACCUGUAUUUUGAGGUGGUUUGGAUGCAUUGUGUACAGAUUUGUUCAUUAUUAUUCCUUUAAAAAUGUGUACAUAUGUUGUUAUUGUAAUUGAUUUAUCAACGAAAUAAACUGGACACUUUGCGGAUGAACCUGCAGCAUGUGGGUUUUUGUGUUAAUAUAUGGUUGAUGUGUGUUUA
Messenger RNA from Helianthus annuus (common sunflower), 981 nucleotides. Its product is annotated as F-box protein At5g67140. Gene Ontology annotation, molecular function: protein binding. The record is from RefSeq and is a predicted model, not a curated record. NCBI's taxonomy places the organism in Eukaryota, Viridiplantae, Streptophyta, Magnoliopsida, Asterales, Asteraceae. Gene Ontology annotation, biological process: SCF-dependent proteasomal ubiquitin-dependent protein catabolic process. Bases 130 to 816 code for a protein of 228 amino acids. Gene Ontology annotation, cellular component: SCF ubiquitin ligase complex. The transcript has 5 exons.